Adineta steineri is the source of this 933-nucleotide messenger RNA. NCBI's taxonomy places the organism in Eukaryota, Metazoa, Rotifera, Eurotatoria, Adinetida, Adinetidae. The record is from the annotation of a GenBank genome assembly.
AUGGCAACAGUGACUGGUAGAGCUCGAUGUGUUACAUGCAACCAAGAAAGAAGUGCAGUUAGAUGUGAAGGCUGUUCACAAAUAUUUUGUUAUGAUCAUUUAACAGAUCAUCGUCAGGAAUUAAGUGUGCAAUUUGAUGAAAUUGAAAGGAAUCGUGAUUUGUUUCGAGAUACACUUAAUAAGCAAAUAAAUGAUUCACAAAACCAUUUUCUGAUAAGACAAAUUGAUAAAUGGGAAGCAGAUUCAAUUCAAAUUAUUCAACAAACAGCAACAGAAUAUAAACAAAUGUUAUUUCAACAUACAAAUAAAUAUUUUAAUCAAAUAGAAAUCAAUUUAACAAAAUUAACUGAUCAAUUAAAACGACUUCGUAAAGAAAAUGAUUUGAAUGAAAUUGAUUUAAAUUAUCUUAAAGAGAAAAUUAUUGAACUAGAAAAGGAACUUGAUCAACCACCUAAUGUUUCAAUUCAACAAAAUUCUGCAUCACUUAUAAACAGAAUAUCUGUCGCUGUAUCUCCUAUUUCGAACGAUGUGGAAAAACUUAAAGGCACAUGGGAAUACGUCGGUGGUGAAUCCUUUGAUGAUUACAUGAAAGAACUUGGUGUUAAUUUUGUUGAGCGUCAAUCAUAUAAAUUGGUCACACCAAGAAUAGUCAUCCGCGAAAAUGGAGGUAAAUGGUUAUUUAAAAGUGAAUCAACAUUCACAACGACACAAUAUGAAUUCACACCUGGUGUAGAAUUUGAUGAAACACGUCUCGAUGGUGGACGUGUUAAAUCUAUAAUCAAAUUCGAAAAUGAUAAAUGGAUACAUACAAGGCGUGGUAAGAAUGGUAAAGAAACAACGCUUGUGCGUUGGGUUGAUACUCAAGGACAACAACGGAUUGUUAUGCAAGCCGGUGCUGUUGAAGCUCGUCGCUGGUAUAAACGAAUUCAUUAG